Spirometra erinaceieuropaei is the source of this 1431-nucleotide messenger RNA. The record is from the annotation of a GenBank genome assembly. NCBI's taxonomy places the organism in Eukaryota, Metazoa, Platyhelminthes, Cestoda, Diphyllobothriidea, Diphyllobothriidae.
AUGACUAGAGUACUUAUACAUGAUUGCCAUCAAAGACUGCAACGUUACAGCCUAGAAAUUGCUCAAUCAAAAUCAUAUUUCGAGGCAACUACUGGUGAAGCAUCGAAGGACAUUGAGGAAACCAUUCUCAAUCAUGGUCGAAAGGUACGAGCCAAAAAGAACAAAGAAUUAUCAGUAAAAUUGGCCAAACUGAGACCAGUUCGCUCAGAUCACUCUUCGGACGACCUUGUCCACAACCUUUCUUCUAAAUCCCUCACCAGCACACAACUUGCAGUCCUGGGACGUGGAGCCACUUUCAACACAGCAGACGCUGCACCCCCAGAGUUCAUUGCCGCUUUUGAAUCUGUUCUUCAGCUAACACAAACGUCAGAAGAGACGAAGGAGUUGAUCCGUCACAAAACCUCCUCUUUGUUAAUGCAACAUAAGAAGAGCGAAACUCUUAGUAAGGAAGAACAGCAAUCAUUAAAAAGCCUAAAAGGGGAUAAAGACAUAAUCAUCCUGCCGGCUGACAAAGGCCGUUCCACAGUAGUGCUUGACAAAUCCGAUUACCAGAAGAAAGCUUUGAGCCUACUCGACGACACACAGUCCUAUAAACUUUGUCCAGCCAGUGAGAUGAAAAACCUGCUUACUCAAAUAAACAAAAGCCUGGCAAAACUCAGAGCGAAUGGAGCAAUCACAGCUAAAGAUUGGUUUCUUAUGAAACCCUCUGACUCUGCCACCGCGCGGUUUUAUGGUCUUCCGAAGGUACACAAAGCUAACAUGCCUCUUAGACCCAUCGUCUCCCUACGUGGUACUCCUACAUACGGUUUGGCAAAAUGGAUGUUUUCUCGUCUUAAGUUCCUGGCAGAAGGAUCGCCAACAACAGUCGCCUCUGCUAAUCAGUUCCUUGAACGUUUAAAACAUCUGAAACUAGAGCCAGAUGAAUCCAUGGUAUCGUUUGAUGUCGUUUCACUCUUUACCUCCAUUCCAAAACAACUAGCGAUUGACGUUGUGAGACAACUCAUGGCUGAUCGCUACAACGAGAGAGACAAUCCUCUGAAGACUGAACAUCUCAUGGAGCUCUUACGCUAUUGCCUAAAAACAUAUUUCACCUUUGGUGGACAAAUGUAUGAACAAAUCAAAGGCACCCCUAUGGGCUCCCCCAUAUCAGGGCUGAUUGCUGAAGUGGUUCUUCAACGGAUAGAAAACUUGGUGUUCACCAAGUAUCAACCAAAGUUCUGGGCUGGUUACGUCGAUGACACCUUCGCCAUUGUCAAAUCAUCUGACGUGGAGCACCUUAAAGAAUUACUGAACUCGGUUAACCAGAAUAUCCAAUUCACGAUGGAAGCCGAAACAAACAACCAACUUCCCUUCCUCGAUGUCCUUGUGCGUCGGUGUGCAACUGGACAAUUACAAACUACCAUUUUCAGAAAAGCCACCAACACAAGAUAA